AUGGAGUAUUCAAGGUAUUUUACGCCAUCAUUUACGUCAUCGCCUCAAACUGAUAUUGUCUGUAUUGAAGAAGAUGAUCCCAUGGAACUAUAUCUUCUGGUUCUGAGGAAAAUUGUUGUGAAGGUGGCACUUGAUCCCACCCACUUCAUUCCCACGGUGCUCGACUCUUCAUCGAUGGUUGAUAUGCACCAUAAGAUGAAAAUGUUGAUGAAUGAUGAUUUUGUUCCAUAUUUUUCCUUCAUUAUUUCCCACUCGGACCAUGCCACCGGCGUUGUCAAAAAAAGAAAAGAGAAGAAUUGCGUCCGAAAAUAUCUAUCGGUGCUUCAGGCUCUUGACACGGCCAGAACACAGUGGUACCAUGUGAAAGCUAUAGUGAUAGCGGGUAUGGGUUUCUUUAAGGAUGCAUAUGAUCUGUUUUGCAUCACGACUGUGGCCAAACUCUUGGGCCGACUGUAUUACUACGAUCCUCAGAAUCCAUUGAAGCCAGGAAAGCUCCCUAAUGGCAUUAACAACAUGGUUACCGGUGUUGCCUUGUUUGGAACUCUAAGUGGGCAGCUAGUGUUCGGUUGGCUUGGUGAUAAACUAGGUUGUAAAAAGGUGUAUGGGAUCACUCUUCUCGUCAUGGUGGUUUGCGCCAUUUGCUCUGGUUUGUCAUUUGGAUCCUCCUCCGGAUCUCUGAUUGGAACCCUUUGUUUUUUCAGGUUUUGGUUGGGCUUUGGCAUUGGUGGAGACUACCCACUUUCCGCCACAAUUAUUUCCGAAUAUGCUAACAAGAAAACUCGAGGGCCGUUCAUCGCAGCCAUGUUUGCCAUGCAAGGGGUAGGGAUUAUAUUUGCAGGUUUAGUUUCUAUGUGUCUUUCGGCAAUAUUCCUUGAGCUGUACCCAGCGUCGUCAUUCAACGUUGACCCUAUCUUCUCAACCCAACCCGAGGCAGAUUAUCUAUGGCGGAUUGUGCUGAUGUUCGGUGCCUUACCGGCUCUCUUAACGUAUUAUUGGCGGAUGAAGAUGCCAGAAACCGGUCGCUACACUGCCAUUAUCGAAGGGAAUGCGAAACAAACGGCGGCUGAUAUGGGUGGGGUUCUUGACAUUGAAUUCCAAGUUGAAACAGACAAGGUUUCUCAAUUCAAGGAAGCAAACAAGUACCCGUUAUUAUCUCAGGAAUUCUACGAUUGGCAUGGGCGUCAUUUGAUAGGUACGAUGACCACAUGGUUCUUGCUGGAUAUUGCUUUCUACAGUCAAAACCUAACCCAAAAGGACAUUUUUCCGGCUAUGGGUCUAACUAAAAAUGCUCCUCAAAUCAACGCCAUUGAAGAAGUCUUGGAUACCUCACGCGCCAUGUUCUUCAUCGCUAUGCUCGGCACAUUCCCGGGCUACUGGUUCACCUUCCUUUUCAUAGUAAAGCUUGGCCGAUUUACAAUCCAACUAGUCGGCUUCUUCAUGAUGUCAUUUUUUCUUCUGUAUGGGUUGACGUUCUUUUUUGCCAACUUUGGACCCAACAGUACCACAUUUGUGCUCCCGGCGGAGCUAUUCCCUACAAGGCUGCGGUCGACCUACCAUGCGCUCAGUGCGGCGGCGGGGAAGGCGGGAGCCAUGAUUGGGGCUUUCGUGGUUCAAACAUAUACGUUGGAUGACAAUGUUAACCACAUCAAGACCGCCCUCAUAAUCUUGGCCUUCACAAAUAUGUUGGGAUUUGGUUUCACUUUCCUGAUACCGGAAACCAAAGGGCGGUCUUUAGAAGAAAUUUCCGGCGAAGAUGGCAGUGGUCGUCAGAAUGAGACUCAUACGGUCACUAGGAGAUCCGUUAGUUUGCAAGGAAGCAGCCGGUUGGAAACUCAUUGA
Hibiscus syriacus is the source of this 1839-nucleotide messenger RNA. RefSeq names its product low affinity inorganic phosphate transporter 4-like. The transcript is spliced from 2 exons. The record is from RefSeq and is a predicted model, not a curated record. Gene Ontology annotation, molecular function: transmembrane transporter activity. The coding region runs from base 1 to 1839 and encodes 612 amino acids. Gene Ontology annotation, cellular component: membrane. Lineage: Eukaryota; Viridiplantae; Streptophyta; Magnoliopsida; Malvales; Malvaceae. Gene Ontology annotation, biological process: transmembrane transport.